GUAAUGUGUGGGAAAUAAUUAUUAUGUUUUUGAGAUUUGGCUCUGUGUGAGAGGGAUGCUCUGAAUUUAUCGCCUAUUGUAUUUUAUUUUUUUAAGUAAAGUAAAAACCUCGCGAAUUUUAAAAGAGGACCAAUUCUUAUACAUACACAUACAUACAGUACUACUGUUAGGCUAGGUUCACUAUACAUUGCAUUGCCCUGUCGCGUUGUGCCGCGAAGGAUUUUAUCCUCGCAACACGGCAAUGGAACACGGCACGGCAGGGCAAUGUGACAUAUCGUGAUUUUACAUAGUCAUUUCUAAGAGUGAGAGUGGUUGUUGUCUACAUAACCAAUAAUGAUAUUCUAGCAUGUAUCUAACAAUAGUCAGUUCAGUCCGUGGUGCCUGUGGUAAAGUAGCACGGAGAGACACCAUAUUUGAGAUGAUAUUAGGUGUUGCACUAUGUUGCACCAGGCUCUACGAGAACUCCCAGGCAAGUGUGAAAUACCAGUGGUUGUAAAUGAAGUUCUUGUGUUUCCCGCUACGUUCUGCAUCGUGCAGAAUCCACAGCGAAGAAUGCAUCCUGCUCAUGCAGGGUGCCAGGGCAUGCAGCUCUUUUUCUUAAAAGUCCUGGUGUCGCUUGCUUUGCUUAUUAUGAUUUACUAGCACCUUUUGCACAUACUUUUUGUUUUGCAGUUUACUUAGCUAGUAUAGUAUGGGGAGGGAGGCUAGUAUAGUUUGGGGAGGGAGGAUGGGAGAAUUGUACCAGACUGCUAAGGCGGCCAUUGCAACUAAUGCCACGUUGUCCCAGGAGUCACUCUAGUUGUGGCAAACCUCUUUCAGAGGGGGUUCCAAUUUCUCCCCCUGCCCCCCAUAAAAAUGAACCCCAACUACAUGCAGGCUCUGUCAUUAUGUCCCGACUGCAGGUACACUCUUCUGGUUGGGAAACCGCCGUUUGAGACCCAGAGUCUAAAGGACACCUACCAGAAGAUCAAGAGAAACGAGUACCGCAUCCCGUCUUACGUCGGACGUGACGCUCGCUCCCUCAUCACACGGCUACUCCAAUCGGAGCCCACCAACCGGCCGUCCCCUGGUGAUAUUCUGGAAGACCCGUUUAUCACCGGUGGUUACCUGCCCGCCAAACUGCCAAACAGCUGCCUCACGACGGCUCCUCACUGGAAGAAGACGGCAGUGGUCGCUGGAGGAGGAGGCGGGGUGGCAGGGAGCGGCGGCUCAGCGAGGAGACCGCUGAGUCAUGUCAACUCUGGAAGUGGUGGUGUGGGACACACAGCUGGGGUCAAGGAAGGAGCCACCCCCUCACCCAUGGACGACUCACCCUCUGACUGGCACCUGCACUCUCUGCUAGCCCAGCUCACUGCCUGUCUUGAUUCCAAACCACCUGACCGACCCUCAGACCAGAUCUUGUCCCAGGAGUGUGAAGACCCUGCCAGCCAGCCAAUAUUCUGGGUCGGUAAAUGGGUGGACUACAGCGACAAGUACGGUCUCGGCUACCAGCUGUCUGACUCCAGUGUCGGCGUCCUCUUCAACGACUCCACCAGACUUCUCCUUGGAGCUGAUUUCGAGUCACUUCAGUUCAUCAACAGAGAUCUGUCGGAAGAAUUCUACACCUUGUCCUCCUACCCAGACGCCCUCUACAAGAAGGUCACUCUCCUCAAGUACUUCCAAAGCUACAUGACAGAGCACCUUCUCAAGGCCGGCGGAGCUGCUGGUGAGCGUCCUAUUGAUGAAGGUGUCCGUCUUCCUCACCUGAGGGCCUGGUUCAGGACUCGCAGUGCCAUCGUACUCCAUCUCUCUAAUGGACUCCUGCAGAUAAACUUCUUCAACGACCACACCAAGGUGAUGAUCUGCCCACUCAUGUCGGCUCUCAGCUACAUAGAUGAGCACAAGACAUUCACUACCUACAAACUCUCUCUCAUCGAGAAACAUGGCUGCAACAAGGAGCUCGCUACCAGGCUCCGCUAUGCAAAGGCAAUGACAGAGAGGCUGAUAUCAAGGCUGGACCAAGGGGUCACUACCCCUCUUCCACACCCCACCCCCACACCCUCUUCUAACCCUCCACUCUGCCCACCUCCAGCAACUUCAUAGCCUCUAGCUAAUCCCAUAAUUUCUUGGUCAUUCUAUUGUAUUAUAUCGUAGACUCGUAACGAAAUUGAUGCACAACAUACAGUACUUUAUAAACUCUAUACAACAUACGGUAGUAAAAUUGUAUAAUAUUGUGUGUGAACAGAAUGUUUUAUGUUUUA
Messenger RNA from Geodia barretti, 2240 nucleotides. NCBI's taxonomy places the organism in Eukaryota, Metazoa, Porifera, Demospongiae, Tetractinellida, Geodiidae. The record is from the annotation of a GenBank genome assembly.